Ceutorhynchus assimilis (cabbage seed weevil) is the source of this 1575-nucleotide messenger RNA. Lineage: Eukaryota; Metazoa; Arthropoda; Insecta; Coleoptera; Curculionidae. The record is from the annotation of a GenBank genome assembly.
AUGAUUCGCGUUAUUGUAUUGUUUUACUUAUUUUUAAUUACUGAAACAAAUGGGAAAGAUUUAUUUGAAAAGGAACAAGAUAUGCUGGGUAAAAACCUUAAGCCAAAACCAAUACCAACAACAACAGAACACUUAUUAAACAGCAAAAAUCCUUUUAUAAAACAUCAAAAACAAAUAAAAGAGCGUAGAAAAAGGGCAAUUUCACCAAUGUAUGAUAAUAGGCAAAUGAAUUUAAAUAAUCAAAAUGAGUUUUUGGAAAGUCAGCAAAAAGAAAUUGAAAACAAACAACCAGUCUGCACAAAAACCAAUGAAGAAAUCGUAGCAGAAAAGCAAAAACUAGACCAACUCAAAGCCGAAGUACAAAAAUUAAACGAAUUAAUAUCCCUUUUAAAAGACCAACAAACCAUGAUGAAAAAAAUAGGACCAGAAAAUAACGUAGAAGUUAACGCAUUAGAGAGUUCUUUUUUAUAUAAAACCAUAAAAAUGCUCGAAGACGAAAGAAAAAACAAACAAAGCUCAGACAGUCAAAUAAAUCAAGAAUUAAAUCGAAUAAAAUUAAAUUUACAAAAAACUGAAGACACCCUAAACAAAACUCAAGAGAUUCUUUUAUCUGACAGAGACAGAGAAGAAGUACUUGAAAACGAAAUAAAAAGACACAAUACAGAUUUAAAAUUUCUUAAAGUAAUGAUGGAGAAUUUGUAUGAUAAAACUUAUUCAAAUAAGCAAAAACGUUUAGAACCUAAAAUCAUUAAAGCUGAUGAUUAUGAAGAUAAUACUACUAACACGAUUCUUGGUGCAAUGCAUAUGAAUCGUAACCCAUUAGAAUCACUCCAAGACCAACUCGAAGUUACUUUGAGAGAUAACCAGCAAAAUACUGAAAAAUUUCUAAGACAUUUAGCUGAAGAACAAGAUAACAUACGAAGGCAGCUGUAUUUUCAGAAUACCAGAAAUGGUGGAAGAUUUCAGGAAGGAUUUAUGAAUAACCAAAGAAGAAGUGCACCUGAAAGAUUGAAAAAAUCUCAAAUAACAAGAGAUAGCGAGCAAACAGAUGAAAACCAGAAUAACAACAUGCACAGACUGUUAACGAUGUUAAGUAAACAAGACAAUCCAUCAGACGUUCAUCAAAUUCCAGAAACUAACGAGCAAAUAAAAACUAACGGAUCAGAAUUUGGUAGGGCCAGCAGUAAAUCUGACGAUAUAGAUUUCAAGCUGAAAGUAAUCGAAAUCCUUAAUAAAGAAGGAAAAUCUGACGAGGAAAAAAAGGAAAAACAACUACAAGAAGGUCUAUUGAAGUUGUUGAAACCAGAAAAAAAAACAACCGACAGUGAUGAAGAUGCUCUUUUAGCUUUGAUGACGUUGUUACCAAAGAAAACAAGUUCACAGAGCAGCUUGACAAAAUUGAUUGAAGCAUUGAGGCCUCAAGGCAAAUCUGACGAUUUUGAAGUAGAUGAGGAAUUAAGACAACUUCAAAAAGCAAUAAACAGCCUGAAACCCAAACAAGACAACUUCGAUUUGGGCAAUAAUCGACCAGCGAAGGAUGACUCACAAAAUUUCCAGGUAAGAAAUAAUAUUUGA